Plectropomus leopardus (leopard coralgrouper) is the source of this 3362-nucleotide messenger RNA. RefSeq names its product regulator of G protein signaling 18 (gene rgs18). NCBI's taxonomy places the organism in Eukaryota, Metazoa, Chordata, Actinopteri, Perciformes, Serranidae. The record is from RefSeq and is a predicted model, not a curated record.
GGUGUGGGAAAUGAAAAGCGAGCAUGGUUUAUAAAAGACGAGGUGGUUCAUUGAGUGAUGGGUUUGAAAAAAAAAAAUCAGAGAGCUAUUUGUGGCCUGUUGCUUCGCAGACAGACACAGACAGAACGGCAUGGAGACACUUCUUUUUCUAUUUCCUCAAUUCAACUACAUGGCCCCAAAGGAGGAAGCGUAUUUCAGAAUGCUUGGUCCAGAGGACUUGCAUGCACUAAAGAUGAAGGACGAUACUAGCAGACAGAAAGACAAGGAGAGGAAGAGCCGACUAAGCCUUUUUCUCACCAAGUCAGGCUCUCAUGAAAACGUCAGUCCCCAUAAAAAGACAAAUACGACAUCCAGCAACAUCACUCCAGAGGCCGCUUUGCAAUGGAGCGACUCCUUUGAAGAGCUGCUGAAGCACUCAGAUGGGGUGGAAAGCUUCUCUCAGUUCCUCAGGACAGAGUUCAGUGAGGAAAACAUUGAGUUCUGGUUGGCCUGUGAAGAAUACAAGACCAUUGAUUCUGAGACGAAGCUGCUGUCCAAAGCCAAAUAUAUUUAUGCGGUUUAUAUUGAAUCGGAGGCCCCUAAAGAGGUCAACAUUGACUACAACACCAAGAUGGCCAUUCAGAAGGUCAUAGCACAGCCCACAAAGAGCUGUUUUGAAGCAGCCCAGAUGAAAGUCUACAGCCUGAUGAAAAAGGACUCCUACCCCAGGUUCCUCCACUCUGACAUUUAUCUGCGUCUCACCAGGAGGAAAGGCCCCGGGGCCACCAUGUUUCGCAGAAGGUCACGCUCCUGUGUAUUCAACGACAGAGGCGAGGCCACAAACGAACCUACAGCCUGGUAGUGGUAAUUGCUAAGACGCUCACUCUGUAAAUGAUUAUAUUAAUAUAUAGGAGAUUAUCCAUAAUUAGCAGCAUGAUUAUUGAAACUUAAUGUGUUGUGCAGAGGCUUAUUAUCCACAGGUUUGCUUCUGCAGACAGUGUUAUUUUUUCAUAACCACAGGGGUCACUUUGGAUUAUUUCUCAUACUUAUUAUCAUGGCAGCUUGGCAAUGGUUAACAAUUAUAAAUAGUUCGACAUUUUGGAAAAUACACUGAUUUACUUUCCUGCAAAGAGUUAGAUGAAAUUUUUUAGACCAAUUUCAUGUAAAAUAUGAUGCACAGUUUGCCUAUCACUACUCAAUGAUUUGACAAUGACUUCUUGGAGUCUUCUCUCACAGUGAUGACAAGACCCCAGCAAGUUACUACAACUGACCAAGAAAUAGGCCAUCACAUUAUACCCUGUAAAGCCAUAAUUUGUAAUUCUUACACUUUUGCACACAUUAAGCCCUACUUUCAGUCUUUAUGCUAAGCUCCGUUAACCGGCUGUUGGCUGUAGUUUAGUAGGCUAAAUAAAAAUCUACCGCCAGAAGCUUAUUAGCUUAGCUUUUUCUAGAGACUCAUUGUGAGGUUGUCAGGCAAACAGGAGAGAUGUUGAAGAUGAUGAAGUCCUCAUGUUCACACAACAGCGCGUACUGUUACGAUGGUGAGGAUUAGGUACCAAAGGCACCGAUGGUUAGGUUUAGGCAAAAGAGGCAUAUGGUAAGGUAUAGAAAACACACACACGCACACACACACACACACACACACACACACACACACACACACACACACACACACAAAAGUCACUCUAUAAGCCCACUCACGUUUCAUAUGUUACAUGGUUACCGGCAGUGUUAUUACCUGACACUGUCCUUCAAUGUUUCAGGCGCACGCAACUGAUUUUUUCCAGCUGCGUUAUCCUCUGAUGCAUCUGUGCAUGUUGCAUGUAAACACGGAACGUGGCUUUAGGCGUCACAGUCCUACACUUGGUCAGUGACCUUACGCGUAAGAGUGGGACGCCUAAAGCCACGCUCCAGGUUCCCAGUGACAAUGGGUUGAACAUUGAGGUGCAAAGAAUAGCAAAAAAUAUAGCUAACAGUAGGUGCAAAAUAUAGAAAACAAUAAGUAUGCUCAUAGGUUUUUGCAUAGAUUAAACAAAAAAGGUAUAACAUGUUAAUCAGUGAUCUUUAGAGGUGCUGUAAGAAGGAGUUUGUAAUCAUAGGACUGAGCCAGGCAAGCUGUUUCCCUCUCUUUCCAGAUUUAAUGCUAAGCUAAACUAACCAGUCAAAUGUAGCUGCACUUUACCCUCAAACUGGUCAUUAAGUAAAGAGCUAGAGUCAGGAGGUGGUUAGCUUGGCUGAGCAUAAAGACUGGAAGCAGAGAAAACAACUAGCUUGGCCCUGUCCAAAGCUUAAAAAUAUGCCGUGUGUAUAACUAUUUCUUGAUAAAAACACCCAACACUUCCAUGACACGUCUUGACGCCUGGCAACCUCACCGUGACCACAAGACUCUGGGAAGUCUUUUUGCCCACCAGUAAAUGGAUAUAGCAAGUACAAAUAAAACAAAUAAGAUGCAAUGUGUAGUAAGCUUUAGGCCUUCUAGCUCUAGCUUGAACACGUGAGGAGAUUAAUCUUCUCAUCUUCUUAUCUCUGCAAGAAAGUGAAUAAGCAUAUUUCCUAGGAUGUCAAACAACACAGCUGGAUAACAGCAGACGCAAACAGCCUUUCAGCAAUAAAAGAUGAAGUUCAGAAAUGUUAUGAGGCCACAACUUUAGAGCCAUGUGGUUAUCUGAAAAUAAUGGACACCCUCUGGCCAAUCAGAACCGAGUGUCCUCUGUGGCUGUGGUAUAAAACCAGAGAAUUCAGUUUGCACUUGUGGAACAACAUCACUUUCUCGGAGGCACUGCGCUGCUUGUGGAUUGAACUUUUAUUUAUGAUUUUUUAAAAUUUCCUAAAAUCGUGAAGCAAAACUUGACCAUAAGUAAGGCAGUUAGAGACAGAAUCUGAAGAGCCGCCACGCUGCUGACAGCAUGCAGCCAGCCGUAAAGGUGGCCACACUGAGGGCACUGGCCUGCCCUAAGAAACAGUACACUUGAUUUGCUUUGUCAAUCCAGCAGAAGUACCUUAAAUAACCUUGAUACAGCUGAUAUGGCACACAAGUUAAUUUGACCAUAUCUCAUUAAAACGGAUUCAUGAUUUUUAUCCCUCGCACUGUCCAACCCCCUCCAGACUAACUUGCAGUGAAAGCCUGCAGCCACGGUGACUGCAAAGCACCGAAACUUUUUAAUGAGGGAUACACUAGAUCUCUAAUAUGAAUUCAAAUGUAUCCAAUUUUCACACACAGACAAUGCAUUCAUCUUAUUUGAAUACUAAUAUGACUUUAUAUUAAUUAUGAUUGCUGUUUUUCAGUUCGCUACCAUCUAAUAUAAUUUAUGUAUAUGCUCAUAUGUGUGCCUUGCUGUUGUAAAAUGUACAUACUGAACUUGAAUAAACACUUUCUUAUAGGA